GCGGGCGGCAUUUGCGGCCGGCGCCGGGGUGGAGAGUUGCGCGGCGGUCCCUGGGCCUGGGCUGGGGCUGGGGCGCCGGCGAUGUCUCAAGAUGGCGGAGCUGGGCGAAUUAAAGCACAUGGUGAUGAGUUUCCGGGUGUCUGAGCUCCAGGUGCUUCUUGGCUUUGCUGGCCGGAACAAGAGUGGACGGAAGCACGAACUGCUGGCCAAGGCCCUCCACCUGCUCAAGUCGAGCUGUGCCCCCAGCGUCCAGAUGAAGAUCAAAGAGCUCUACCGCCGGCGCUUUCCCCGGAAGACCCUGGGGCCCUCUGACCUCUCCCUGCUCUCCCUGCCCCCUGGCACCCCCCCUGUAGGCUCUCCGGUUCCUCUGACUCCCAUGCCCCCUGCUCUCUUGACCCCUGGUACCUUACUGGGCCCUAAGCGUGAGGUAGACAUGCACCCCCUUCUGCCUCAGCCCGUGCACCCUGACGUCACCAUGAAGCCAUUGCCUUUCUAUGAGGUCCAUGGCGAGCUCAUCCGGCCCACUACCCUCGCAUCCACGUCCACCCAGCGGUUCGAGGAGGCUCAUUUCACCUUUGCCCUCACACCACAGCAAGUGCAGCAGAUUCUGACAUCCAGAGAGGUUCUGCCAGGAGCCAAGUGCGAUUACACCAUCCAGGUGCAGCUAAGGUUUUGUCUCUGUGAGACCAGCUGCCCCCAGGAGGAUUAUUUUCCCCCCAACCUCUUUGUCAAGGUCAAUGGGAAACUGUGCCCUCUGCCGGGUUACCUUCCCCCGACCAAAAAUGGGGCUGAGCCCAAGAGGCCCAGCCGCCCAAUCAACAUCACACCCCUGGCUCGACUCUCAGCCACUGUUCCCAACACCAUCGUGGUCAAUUGGUCAUCUGAGUUUGGACGGAAUUACUCCUUGUCUGUGUACCUGGUGAGGCAGUUGACUGCAGGGACCCUUCUACAAAAACUCAGAGCAAAGGGUAUCCGGAACCCAGACCAUUCCCGGGCACUGAUCAAGGAGAAACUGACCGCUGACCCUGACAGUGAAGUGGCUACCACGAGUCUACGGGUGUCGCUCAUGUGCCCGCUAGGGAAGAUGCGUCUGACUGUUCCUUGUCGGGCCCUCACCUGCGCCCACCUGCAGAGCUUCGAUGCUGCCCUUUAUCUGCAGAUGAAUGAGAAGAAACCAACAUGGACAUGUCCUGUGUGUGACAAGAAGGCACCUUAUGAAUCUCUUAUCAUUGAUGGCUUAUUCAUGGAGAUUCUUAAUUCCUGUUCGGAUUGUGAUGAGAUCCAGUUCAUGGAAGAUGGCUCCUGGUGCCCAAUGAAGCCAAAGAAGGAGGCAUCUGAGGUUUGCCCCCCGCCAGGGUAUGGGCUGGAUGGCCUCCAGUACAGCCCAGUCCAAGAGGGAACACCAUCAGAGAAUAAGAAGAAAGUUGAAGUCAUUGAUUUGACCAUAGAAAGCUCAUCAGAUGAGGAGGAUCUGCCCCCAACCAAGAAGCACUGUCCCGUCACCUCUGCUGCCAUCCCAGCCCUACAGGGAAGCAAAGGAGUCCUGACAUCCGGUCAGCAGUCAUCCUCGGUGCUACGGAGUUCUGCUGUGGGCACGCUGGGUGGGGAUUUCCUGUCCAGUCUCCCACUGCAUGAGUACCCACCUGCCUUCCCCCUGGGGGCUGACAUCCAAGGUUUAGGUUUGUUUUCUUUCCUUCAGACAGAGAGUCAGCACUAUGGCCCCUCCGUCAUCACUUCUCUAGACGAGCAGGAUGCCCUCAGCCACUUCUUCCAGUACCGAGGGACCCCUUCCCACUUCCUGGGCCCACUGGCUCCCUCACUGGGGAGCUCUCACCGCAGCUCCACCCCGGCCACUCCUCCCGGCCGGGUCAGCAGCAUCGUGGCUCCUGGAGGGGCUCUGAGGGAAGGGCACGGAGGAGCGUUGCCCUCGGGCCCCUCCUUGACUGGCUGUCGGUCAGACAUCAUUUCCCUGGACUGAGUUUCCUGGAUGACGGACCCUUCGCUGCCAACCAGCCCCGAGUAGGUGUGCUUUGUGCUUGCCACCUUGACCUCUCUAGGCAAUUGGGUCAAAGGUCAGAUCCCAACUUUGGUGGACCAGCUCCUUUUGGCCUCAUCAUUGCCUGAAAGGGCCAACAUGCAAAGGGUUAAUAUUUAACCUCUUUUUAAGGACACUGAGGUCUAUUUUUGGAAAUGUCCUUCGGAUGGCCCGCACAUUCCUUUGGGUACCUAGGCAGUAGGAGGCAAAUGGGAUGGGGCAUGAGCGUGGAGGAAGGACUGACCACUUGGCCUUGAUUUGGGGGGGAGGAGCUUGUCUCUUGUCCCCAAACUCAUAGUCAUUGUUUGUCUGUUCCAUUCUCUUGGGUUACACAGACAAGGCGGAGAAACUGAGAAAGGCGGUUUCAGAGAGGCACAGAGAACUCUAUUUUGGGUUGUAGAUAUUUUGUAUAUAAAUAAGAAAAGCCAAAAUACUCCAAAGAUGACCUCCCUGACCUAUUUCCUGGUGUUACUGAGGAGGAGAUAAGGCCUUAGCCAUGGUCCUGAAGGGUUUGGAGUGGGUGGGGUGGGGGUGAUCCUAGCCUCCUGCCUGGGUCUCCUAUUUAUAUAUUUAAGUUCACAGUGUUCCUUAUGCUGGCCAGCUUGGGGCCUAAGCUGCCAGAGGCCACAGUCCUGCGGCUGGGCCCGGCUUAUUCUGCACCUUUCCUGGGAAGUGGGGGACCCCUGUCCCUCCUUUUUUAGGCUCCCCAGGGUUUAGGAUAUAUGUUGUAAUUUUACUUUUUAUUUCCCAAACUGUAUCAGAUUUCUCACCCAUAAUAAAGGUUGUCAAUGU
Molecule: messenger RNA, 2827 nt
Organism: Ochotona curzoniae (black-lipped pika)
Lineage: Eukaryota; Metazoa; Chordata; Mammalia; Lagomorpha; Ochotonidae
Gene: PIAS3
Product: protein inhibitor of activated STAT 3
Exons: 14
Coding region: 92-1978 (628 amino acids)
Biological process (GO): regulation of transcription by RNA polymerase II; protein sumoylation
Molecular function (GO): zinc ion binding; SUMO ligase activity; transcription coregulator activity
Source: RefSeq, a predicted model, not a curated record